Moneuplotes crassus is the source of this 921-nucleotide messenger RNA. NCBI's taxonomy places the organism in Eukaryota, Ciliophora, Spirotrichea, Euplotida, Euplotidae. The record is from the annotation of a GenBank genome assembly.
AUGUGAGGGAUAUGGUGAAACAGCAGAAUUUUGGGCUUUGUGAUAUGGGGUUUGGAAGAUGCAGUGCCGAAGUUGUCAAGAGGGUUGGAUAUUAAGCAAAAGACUGGAGAGUUGAGAGAAUUCGGUUUUGAUUAUGAGAGCUGAUUUAGGAGUUAUUGGGUGCCGAUAUUUGGAAUUUUGCUGAUUUGGCUGUUCCAUGUUUCAGUAAGGAUUUUCUUUAUCUAUUAUGGAUUUGUCUGCUUUAUUUCAGUUGUAGAAUUUAAGAGGAGAAAAGGAUGCGAGCUCGUUCCUCAGUCUGAUGACCCAGAUAAUAAGCCUAAAGAUGUGGAAGAACAAAUUUAUGGAGAAAUAUUCGCAAGUAUUGAUAAAUCUCCCCACGCAGCCUUCCAUCAGCCUUUGGUGAUGGGAAGAAUAAUGAUAAUAGUAGCUAUAAUCUUGGUCAUUAAUAUUUAUAAUGAAUCUACUAUCUGGAUGGUGCUUUGCGUCAUCUUGAUCUUGCAGAUAGGAUAUAUUUACCAAGCUAUAAAAAUUCUUAAAUUUGCAUGGUGGCCCUUAAAAGUCAUUUAUCUUAUUAAUGAGGUCUUCCUGCUGGCAUUCAUUUGUGUUUUCGGAAUUCUAAGAACCAGAUAUGACUGGAGAAACUUGUGGAAACUAAAUUCAAACCAAGAAAGUGUUCAGAGAAAUAAAAGCUGAAUUACUCAAUCAGAAGAAAACACAAGUGAAAAUACCUGUCAAUGAAAUUUGAGAUUGCCUCUCGUUGAAGCUCAAUGAUGACACUGAAAUAUAGCAACUCAGUUCCCCCAAGAUACAGAGGAGACCAUAGAACAAAGAGCAAGGAUGAAGAAGAAAAAAAACCAAAGCCAAAGAAUCCAAAGAAGAAUCUUGAGAAGCCUCAGAGACACAACCAAUUACCUCCGAUAA